GAACGAAUCAUUUAGUUUUGUCAUCCGGUUCAAUCGAUACAUCGUAAGAUCCGACUCCUAAGGUCCAAUACGAAUUCGGUCAUUGCUUGUUAGAAACUGCUGUCUGUGAGAAUGAACGCCGCUAGUCUCAGAGAUUGCAAGGCAUGGAAAUCAGAGGGUUUGCCGCUGUCCACCAGCAGUAAUGAGGCCUGUAAACUAUAUGAUGCUAUACUGUCUCAGUAUGUGACCUGGCGUAAUGAUGAGACACUGGGAGGAAUAGAAGGCUGUAUUACAGCUGUAAAAGCUGCAGACCCGGACUUUGUUAUGGGACAUGUGAUCUCUACUGGGCUGGAGUUGGUGGGCACAGGAAGUUCUGUCUUGCGGGAUGAGAGAUUGGCCAGCGCUGUGAGGAAGACUGUGGAGCUGGCUAACUCUCAGGAGCUCACGUCUAGAGAGAAAAACCAUGUGAAAGCCAUGGAGCUCUUCUCUAAAGGAGCCCUGCACAAGGCCUGUGAGGUUUGGGAGGGUAUUCUGGCAGAACACCCCACAGACAUGCUGGCACUGAAGUUUGCCCAUGAUGGAUUCUUCUACCUGGGUGAACAGAUUCAGAUGAGAGACUCUGUGGCCAGAGUGCUGCCCCAUUGGAAACCGCAUAUGCCAUUCUAUAGUUAUCUGAAAGGGAUGUAUUCCUUUGGGCUUCUUGAGACUCAUUUCUAUGACGAAGCUGAAAAAAUGGCAAAAGAGGGCCUGGCUCUGACCCCUCAGGACGGUUGGAGUGUCCAUGCUGUGGCUCAUGUCCAUGAGAUGAAGGCAGAGGUGGACAAGGGCCUAAAGUUCAUGGCCUCUACAGAGAAAGACUGGGUGGUGUGUGACAUGUUGGCAUGCCAUAAUUACUGGCACUGGGCUCUAUAUCACAUUGAGAAGGGGAAUUAUGAAGCUGCUUUGAAGAUUUUUGAUGAGCAGGUUUCUCAGCGCUGUGUGAAGUCUGGAGCCAUGCUGGACACUGUUGAUGCUUGUUCAUUGCUCUACAGACUAGAGCUGGAGGGUGUGAGCGUGAAGGACCACUACCGAGAGCUGUUGCAGGUGACCCAGCCACACACAGAGGACCACACAUUACUUUUCAAUGACCUGCACUUCCUCAUGGUUUCCCUGGGUAGCAAGGAGACCGCCACCACUCAGCGCCUGCUGGAGAGUCUGCAGGAACUAGCUAAGUGAGCCGCACACAUUACAUAACCCACUCAAGAGAUUACAUUACAGCCAGGUUCUGCUCAGGGGUGGGAGCUUGUGGAGGCUGAGUUGUGGACAAAUGUAGCGUGUCUUCAGGCUCUGUAUGAGAUUUCUUAGAAAUUUCCCUGCUCCGGGGAAGACUGGCAUCCUCAAGGCUGAUGCGCUGCAUGCUUAUUUAUUCCAAUUUGUCAUUAUGGCCAA
Megalobrama amblycephala (Wuchang bream) is the source of this 1407-nucleotide messenger RNA. Its product is annotated as tetratricopeptide repeat protein 38-like. The record is from RefSeq and is a predicted model, not a curated record. The coding region runs from base 112 to 1194 and encodes 360 amino acids. Gene Ontology annotation, molecular function: protein binding. The transcript has 11 exons. NCBI's taxonomy places the organism in Eukaryota, Metazoa, Chordata, Actinopteri, Cypriniformes, Xenocyprididae.